CACACAGACAUUGGCUCCAAUUUGGGCGACCCCGUCUUCCGCGGCAGCUACCACGGCAAGCAGGCUCAUGCAGCAGACGACUUUGCCGACAUUCUCGGACGAGCGCGGCGAGCUGGUGUCGGCAUGCAGCUCCUGACGGGCGACUGCCUCGCGGGCAGCAAGGAGGUUCUCGCUCUUGCGCAACAGCACCAGGGCCUGUACGCGACCGUCGGCUGUCAUCCCUGCCGAGCGACCGAGCCCGACGCAUACCCUGGCGGCGCAGCCGCCUACUUUGACGCGCUCGACAAGCUCAUCGUCGAUAACAAGGGCAAGGGCAAGGCCCUCUUCAUCGGCGAGUGCGGCCUCGACUACGACCGCCUCCACCUCGCGUCCAAGGAGGCUCAGCUCCGAGCCUUCCCGCCACAGCUCGAGCUGGCCUCGAAGCAUGGGCUCCCCCUGUUCCUCCACUCGCGCGCCUGCCACCCCGACUUUAUCGCCACCCUGCGCGCCCACGACAAGCCGCUGCGAGGCGUCGUCCACUCGUUCACGGGCGAGACGGCCGAGGCGCUCGAGCUCGUCGACGCCGGGUUCCUCAUCGGCAUCAACGGGUGCUCGCUCAAGACGCCCGACAACCUCGACACGGUGCGCGCGUUGCCGCUCGACCGCCUCCUCCUCGAGUCGGACUGCCCCUGGUGCACGAUCGGCCCGUCGUACGCCGGGCACGCCCUCCUCGGCGACCUCCUCCACGACGCCGAGCACGCCGAGGCCAAAGCGCGCUACGUCCCGGCGGCGGUCAAGAAGGAGCGGUGGGCGCCGGGCAAGGCCGUCAAGGGCCGCAACGAGCCGUGCACGACGGGCCAGGUCGCGUGGUGCGUCGCCAAGCUCAAGGGCGUCGCGCUCGACGAGGUGGCGAGGGUCACGACCAAGACGGCGCUCGAGCUGUUUGGGCCCGAGGCGGGCGAGCAGGACGGUGUGUGGCACGGCGGCGAGGGAGACGCCGAGCAGGCAUAG
Rhodotorula graminis WP1 is the source of this 990-nucleotide messenger RNA. RefSeq lists its product as uncharacterized. The annotation marks the transcript as partial. Gene Ontology annotation, cellular component: cytosol. The record is from RefSeq and is a predicted model, not a curated record. Gene Ontology annotation, molecular function: 3'-5'-DNA exonuclease activity. NCBI's taxonomy places the organism in Eukaryota, Fungi, Basidiomycota, Microbotryomycetes, Sporidiobolales, Sporidiobolaceae. The transcript has 4 exons.